AUGUUUCAGAGUCGGGGCUCUGUCGGGAUUGUAGACAAGCCCUUUAGUCGGCAGGGCAAGCAAGAGGUCGCCCUCAGCAGUUUCUCCUACCUGUUUGGGGAAGUGGUACAGUACUGUCAGAGCCGCGUGUCCAACAUUGGCGAGCUGGAGCGCAAGCUGGAUGAGGUAGGGUACGGCGUGGGACUGCGCCUGCUGGAGGUGCUGUGCUACCGUGAACGCGCGCAGCGCCGCGAGACACGACUGCUCGACAUGCUCAAGUUUGUGCACAGCACACUGUGGAAGUACCUGUUUGGGCGGCAGGCACGCGACCUGGAGCAGAGCAACACAGCCGAGGACGAAUACAUGAUCAGCGACAGCGACCUGUUUGUAACCAAGUAUGUGAGCGUGCCACGGGAGAUGGGCCACUUCAACCCGGCAGCCUUUGUGGCGGGCGUCGUCCGCGGCGUGCUGGAGGGUGCUGGCUUCCCCGCCAGAGUGACGGCACACUAUGUGCCUGUGAAGGACCAGGCACGGCCCAAGACGGUGAUCUUGAUGAAGUUUCAACACUACUCGGCCAUCAUGCAGCGGGAGCAGCGCAUACCAGGAUGA
This is a messenger RNA of Chlorella variabilis, 588 nucleotides long. RefSeq lists its product as hypothetical. The record is from RefSeq and is a predicted model, not a curated record. Gene Ontology annotation, biological process: endoplasmic reticulum to Golgi vesicle-mediated transport. Gene Ontology annotation, cellular component: TRAPPII protein complex; TRAPPI protein complex; TRAPPIII protein complex. Lineage: Eukaryota; Viridiplantae; Chlorophyta; Trebouxiophyceae; Chlorellales; Chlorellaceae. The transcript has 5 exons. The coding region runs from base 1 to 588 and encodes 195 amino acids.